AUUGGCGCGUAAAGAAAUUAACCUAACACGGUCUGUUUGGUUAUGAAACAGCAAACCUACUUUUUAAUAAAGAAUAGCAAUAUGCGAACAGUAAUUAUUAAAAAGAUAUCGAAAUUCUAAUAUAACGUAGUAAGUGGUAAUUCAGUGUGUUAGAAAAUUAGCGAUUUAUUGUCAAAUGUUACAUGAAAUUGUGACCAGAUUGUUUUAAUCCUAACAGUAUGCAACUUGAAGAAUAAUAAUUAUUGCUUACGCCAUGUUACAGAAUUACAUUCAUGUGUAAUAGGUACACCAAAAACACAUUACGUACAUAUAAAUUGAUGUAUCCUGAAUUAGAAUAAUCUUUAAAACAUGCGAAAAUAUUACCAAGCAGCACUCGCAAUCAUUACAGUAGUGAGUCUAGUGUCUUUAUUAUUUUACAGACAUGAGUACAAUAAGUUAAGAUAUGUACUAGAAGUUUUCAAUUUCUUUGGGAAACCGAAUCAGAAAAAUGUUGAAGCCAACUGUACAAGUAAUGUGUCAUUAUUUAGUGCACUCAACAUGAAAUUUGACGAGCCUCUUCCCUCGUGGCAGAAAUUAGAAAAUGAUUUAUAUAUCUAUUCCGCAUAUAACAUUCAUAAUAAAGAAGUGCAAGUGAUAGGCUUUGGAUCAUUAAAUAGUAUUCAAGACAUACAAUGUAUAAUAUUUUUUCAUAAUGAAAACAAGCCAGUUUUAGGAAGCUUCAGAUACAUUCCAAUUUAUAAUUCAAAUGACACAAGAACUUAUAAAAAUUCAGAUUAUAAUGGAUAUCAUUUUUAUUGUACAUAUGCUAAAAAUAAAAAACCAGUAGGAAUAUCUUUGCUAACAAAGUCUAAUCUAAAUCUUAAUGAUACGCCCAUGUUAGCAAUUAAAUCUCCAUUACAUAACUCAAAUUAUACUAAUCUUGGAGUAUGUGUAACUCCGCCAUUAAAAAAACCAAUGCAUUUAUCAGAGAUGAUAGCUUUUAUAAAUUUCCAUGACAUAAUUGGUAUAGAUAAUUUUAUAAUAUACGAUUUUGGUAUCAUGAAUGAUUUCAAUGAUCAGCUCAAGGAAUUAUCCAAAUCUCAAAAUCCAUACUGGAAGUUUACAUACACAGUUGUCCCAUGGAACUUUCCUUUCUCUGGAAUUAAUCCAAAUGUGAUAAAAGAUCUCAUACAGGCAGAUUGUUUAUAUCGUACAUACAAUAAAGUUAUGUACACAAUUACAUUAUCAUGGGAAGAAUAUUUAGUUUUAAAGUAUCAUCAUUCCAUCGUUGAUUUAAUGGCAAAUUUUAAGCAAUUUAGUAUGAAAGCUGAUCGAUACAGUAUAAAGUCCUUCACGUUCUGUACUCAGCAAAUCGACAAUGCACUUACUAAAAAUGCAUCAUUUGUAAUAUUUAAAAAGACUCAAUAUGAUCCAAGCAUUGCUGACAAUCGAUCUAUUUAUAUAUAUAAUACACAUGAAGCAUUUAAAAAAGAUAACAUUAAUAUUCGAAAAAUUAGCACAGAUUUGGUCAUGGUAAAUCGUUAUAAAUACUGUUUUGAAAAAUAUAAUUCAGGUACAGGCAAAGAAGAUAGUUCAAUCUUGAGGUUUAAAGAAGAUGUACAAAAUUCACCAAUGUAUAGAAGAUUUAUAGUAGAAAAGAGGUUUUUAUCAAGCUCAUGAUAAUAAAUCACUUUUUUAAUUGAUUGCAAUACAUAAUCAAGUAUCAUCAUUGAAA
Megalopta genalis is the source of this 1714-nucleotide messenger RNA. RefSeq lists its product as uncharacterized. NCBI's taxonomy places the organism in Eukaryota, Metazoa, Arthropoda, Insecta, Hymenoptera, Halictidae. Gene Ontology annotation, cellular component: cytoplasm. The record is from RefSeq and is a predicted model, not a curated record.